Molecule: messenger RNA, 1926 nt
Organism: Filobasidium floriforme
Lineage: Eukaryota; Fungi; Basidiomycota; Tremellomycetes; Filobasidiales; Filobasidiaceae
Product: heme peroxidase
Exons: 16
Coding region: 1-1749 (582 amino acids)
Biological process (GO): cellular response to oxidative stress; response to reactive oxygen species; hydrogen peroxide catabolic process
Molecular function (GO): heme binding; peroxidase activity
Source: RefSeq, a predicted model, not a curated record
AUGCAGUUCAUCAAAGUCACCCUAUUAACAGCUCUGGUAACCUCGGCCUUUACGGUCGCCGAGCCCAAUAUCGCGGCGCUGAGGACAUUGAUGACGGAUUCGAGAUUCGUCGGAUUAGUAGCACCUUGUACAGUCGGCGGCUCCACCCGGACGACAGCUGCCGAAUGGCUGAGAACGGCUUUCCACGACGCCGGCUCGUACGACCAUGCAGCGGGGACGGGAGGAAUAGACGGGUCCAUCGCUUUCGAGACGACGCGGAGUGAGAACGCUGGACUGUUCCUCACCGCCACCAUCAAUCAGUACAGGACGUUCCAGCAAGAAGGUGUCACCCUGGCGGACAUGGUAGUAUUGGGAGCUAUCACAGCAGUCGGAGCAUGCGGAGGACCUGUCAUCCCAUUCCAUGCUGGACGAUUGGACGCUGCUAGUGCGGCUAUAGAAGGUCGUCUGCCGUUGCCCGAAGAGACGACUGAAACGCAUCUUCAAAAGUUUGCGAGGAUGGGAUUCUCUCCACAGGAGAUGGUAACGCUGGUCGCCUGCGGACAUAGCAUCGGCGGCGUGCAUGGUACGAAUACACCCCUGGUCACCUCGGCCAGGAUCGCUCCCUUCGACUCGUCUCGUACCGUUUUCGACAAUGCGGUCGCCAAGGAAUAUGCUAGCGGACAGACGAUCAAUUCUCUGGGACAACAUUUCGACCCUACCGCGCCUAACGAUCCGGGCAACUUGGCGAGGAGCUCGGACUCGAGAACUUUUUCGGUCGAUGGGAAUGCUACCAUCAAUCGAUAUGCCGCCUCGCAAGACGCCUUUUUCACCGAUUGCGUCUCUUCGUUCGGAAGAAUGUUCAACGAUGUUGUUCCAGCCGGUACAUCCCUGACCCCGGCCAUCGUCCCCUACACCGUCAACAUCGGUAUGCUCAUCACGCUCCGGAACGAAAAGCUCAACUUGCAGAGCGGUAGUGCCCGGGUAUACGACAUGGCGGGCAAGUACCGCGCGUUCGAGAUCACCUACGUCAACCGGGACGGAUCACCGGGGUCGAACGCGAACAUGCUGUUCAGAACGGCGGUCGAUCCAGUCUCCGGGAUUUCCGCUCUGAAAGCCGUGCUCACCAUGAACGACGGUAGUACCUUCUCAAGCCCAGAGGGUACGGAGACGCUCAAGAUUGACGACACCAUCCUUGUCGACCAAGGAGCGGCGUUCACUUGCAAGCAUUCGAACGGGGGGAUCAACAUCACCGUCGCCGUCCUCGGUCCGUAUGACCCGAAGGACAAGGUGGAGAUCAUCUGGGACAAGGUCUCGGAUCCGACAAGGACGAGUCGGGGGGAAUCGUUGUUGGCGGAUUAUAGGAGGGCUCGGCCGGAUACGCCGUAUAACUACUACGGCGUAUUUGUGCCCGUCGCCAUCGCCGCCGAUAUGGCCAAUUUCGGAGCCCAGAUGACGAGGGCCGACGGGACCGUGCGGAGCGACACUAAACAGGGGAUCCUCUACCGGACGAGCGCUCUUGACGAUUGUCUGCCCGGAGCAGAAAUCCCUCUCCCUGGACCACGGGCGACGGCGACAUUGACCAGGCGGUCUCGAAGUCAACUGGCCUGUCCGAUACUCGGGUAUACGAGGUGUUGGGAUACCUGUGUGAAUACCGCCAGCGACAUCUUUCAUUGUGGAGGAUGCGUGGAUCAGGAGGACGGAGGGGUGGAUUGUUCCGAAUUGGGAGAUGAUGUAGGGUGUGUGAAUGGGAGUUGUGUGGUGUACCAGUGAUUGUCUUUCUCUUGCGGUAAUGCGAAAGAUCGAUACCCCUGAAUCGCUGUAGGAACCGUUCCAUAUCCGAUAGGUAGCAUGACGGAUAGUUGCCGGCACAUUGGGGGGUGAUCGAUUGGGUCAGAUCCCAGGAGACGCCGGCCUCCAGUUUUCGAAGACUCGAUGGAGACUACAAAG